AUGUUUUGCGGCCUGUUAGGGGCGCUCUGGAUCUGGAAGUGUACAAUGAUGGUCGUGUUCCAGAACAAAAUCAUCUACAUGCCGGGACUGCCGCCUAAUGCCCGUCGCGAGUCAAUCGAGGACUACGAGGCGCAAUGCUACGGCAUCAAAUGGCGUGAGGAGAAGAUAGUGGCCACUGACAAGACGAAUCUCUCACUAUGUGUGGCUGACGUGGUCACGGGUAGGCCAUCUGGUCGCUCUGAAUCACCAACAGGGGUCGAGGAGGAUCUAGUGCCCGUGUAUAUCCUCUACUUCCAAGUAGGGAAUGCGUCGUCGAUGCCUCCACGGCUUCCCGACCUGUCUUACGUACUGCGGUCCCUGAGGGAUCGUAACCCCAAAUCUAAAUAUGCUUUCACCAUGGUUUGUCUUAGUUACCGAGGAUAUUGGAGGUCCAGGGGCCGACCUACGGAAAAAGGCAUCAACAAAGACACCGAGGCUGCGGCACAAUGGAUCGCCGAUGAGUGUAGUAAGAGUGCCGGCAAACACCAGCCUAUCCUGAUUGUGUGGGGUCAGAGCAUUGGAGCAGGUUUCGCGACUAACCUUGCCGUCUCGCCCAACUUCCCGAAAGGUCUUCGUCUAAAUGCCAUGAUACUCGAGACUCCAUUCCUCUCUAUCAAAGCCAUGCUAAGCACCCUCUACCCGGAGAGAUGGGUUCCGUAUAAGCACUUGUGGCCAUUCCUGCGGAAUCAUCUUGACAAUUGGAAGAACCUGGGACUGUUGGCUGAGCAAAGCAAGGCGGCGGGCAUCGCCCCUCCGCGGGUGUUUAUCUUAGCAGCAGGCAGGGAUGAGCUGGUUCCUGCCGAGCAGAGCGAUAUGCUCUAUCAGCGGUGCGUCGAGGUUGGGGUACCUGUGGAGAAAACGAGUGUCCCGAAAGCUUAUCAUAACGAGUCGAUGAUUCGAGCAGAGGGAAGGCGUGCCGUCGCCGUUGCGAUUGAGAAGGAAGUCGCAGAUGCACUGAAGGCGGAUGGAAAGAGUGGGUCAUCACAAGUGCGGUGA
This is a messenger RNA of Scedosporium apiospermum, 1035 nucleotides long. RefSeq lists its product as uncharacterized. Gene Ontology annotation, cellular component: membrane. Bases 1 to 1035 code for a protein of 344 amino acids. The record is from RefSeq and is a predicted model, not a curated record. The transcript is spliced from 2 exons. Lineage: Eukaryota; Fungi; Ascomycota; Sordariomycetes; Microascales; Microascaceae. Gene Ontology annotation, molecular function: palmitoyl-(protein) hydrolase activity.